AUGGACGAUGACAAAUUACGAAAAGUACUUUUAAUGGUCGAAUCAACAAAUCAACUUGAUGAUGUUGUGACAGAAGGUGGUGACAACUUCUCUUUGGGUCAAAGACAGUUAAUUUGUUUAGCUCGAGCAUUAUUGAAAAAUUCUAAGAUCUUAAUUAUGGACGAAGCAACUGCUAAUAUAGAUAUUCAAACAGAUAGAAAUAUUCAAAUGAUGGUCAGAAGGAACUUUAAAGACAUUACUGUGAUCACUGUAGCACAUAGAUUACAGACUAUUAUGGACUCAAAUAAAGUGAUGGUCUUUGAUAAAGGAAAAUUAAAAGAAAUGGACACUCCACUUAAUUUAAUUAAAGAGAAAGACACACUCUUUCAUGGACUUGUACAACAAUCUGGUUGUGUGGAAGAGUUACGUAGACUUGCUCAUACCAAGAAAAUUAUCAUGUCCUCUUCAACGUCCUCUCUAUCUUCUUCAAGUUCAUCUAAAUCUGACAAAGACAAUUCUGUAUCUUUAAGUCCAAAGAUAAAGGUCAAUUUACUUGCUAAUGAUUCUACUAGAGCUUCACCUAUUCAAUUCCAACACACUUCUGAACGAAACAACUCUGGUGCUCAAUUGUUAUCAAGGCCGAAUGUUGAGAAGUUUACUGAUUCCUCUUCAUCAAUGGAAUGA
Molecule: messenger RNA, 663 nt
Organism: Entamoeba invadens IP1
Lineage: Eukaryota; Evosea; Mastigamoebida; Endamoebidae
Product: multidrug resistance-associated protein, putative
Exons: 1
Coding region: 1-663 (220 amino acids)
Biological process (GO): transmembrane transport
Cellular component (GO): membrane
Molecular function (GO): ATP hydrolysis activity; ATPase-coupled transmembrane transporter activity; ATP binding
Source: RefSeq, a predicted model, not a curated record